AUGCUCAACGCCUUGGAGGUUGCCAUUCAUAGGACCGAGGGGCGAGUUAUCGAGAACAUGACAUACAGCGCGGAACUUCAGCACGAUAUAGGAAGGUGCUUGUCGAAAUUGGAUGGAGUCACUGGCUACUGCAGAGACACUGAAACACAUCUAGUGGAGAACCUCGCGGAGACUAAGGCUAGCGCCCGUAGUGUGCAGCAGCACUUUGAACAGGACGGUAACAAGCUGGAGAGUAUACAGAUGCAUCUGAUGCAGUUGACGAGACAAGUCCAGGACUCUCCAACAUACAAUGAUAUGAAAGCCCACAGCGACGAGAUCAUCGCGGCUAUCUCCUCAGUGGGCACCUACAUGUACACUCGUGAUGCUAUCUGUGCUGCUCCUUCAGCGGUUUGCCACUCUAAACAGCACUUUCCAAAAGCUCUCCCAGGACGUGUGCGAUGCGAAGGCUCAGAAUGUGGCCUUGACUUCGGCACUCUCGAAAGUCAGUGA
Messenger RNA from Perkinsus marinus ATCC 50983, 489 nucleotides. RefSeq lists its product as hypothetical. Lineage: Eukaryota; Perkinsozoa; Perkinsida; Perkinsidae. The record is from RefSeq and is a predicted model, not a curated record. The transcript is spliced from 6 exons. The coding region runs from base 1 to 489 and encodes 162 amino acids.